Molecule: messenger RNA, 5906 nt
Organism: Pristis pectinata (smalltooth sawfish)
Lineage: Eukaryota; Metazoa; Chordata; Chondrichthyes; Rhinopristiformes; Pristidae
Product: cytoplasmic phosphatidylinositol transfer protein 1-like
Exons: 9
Coding region: 688-1665 (325 amino acids)
Biological process (GO): phospholipid transport
Cellular component (GO): cytoplasm
Molecular function (GO): phosphatidylinositol transfer activity; phosphatidylinositol binding
Source: RefSeq, a predicted model, not a curated record
AAUACUGUUGGCUACCUGAGGAGCUGUGAGUUUCCCCAGGGAGCUGACCAGCUUCCAAAUUUUCACCAUGAUGCCUUUUAACAUGGGUGUCACAUUAACCGUAAAGGUACCAGGGUUCCACACUGCUCACAGCACGCCCCUCCCUCAUUCUCAAUGCGAGGGGAUGGUCAUUAGCAGCAAUGCAGCGGGCACCAAAUACCAGAGGGGGACACUAAAUACUUGAAGCACCUCGUCAGGUGUGGAAUGAGUAGAACAAUGUGCCAUGGAUGGGUGUUAGUUUUACCUGGUUUUGGGCCAGGCCAUUGGCACACACUGAAGUCUACAGAGUGCAUCAGUUAGGGCUUCAGAUUGCUUGCCUUUGUGUAGCUCAGUUCUGCUUGGGAAAGAGCCUUGGAUACCAAUGUGUGUCCUUGUAUGCAGCUUAUAGUUAAAACCUUCUGGCCAUGACUGUCCCAUGGAGCAGAGUUCCUCCCUGAUGUCAACAGUGGACAUUAGCCUUCUGUGCAGUGAAAGGGGCAACUUGCAUUGUGCCAGCAGAUAUAUUAUAAAGGAUAUCUCAGUCUGUUUAAUUAUAUUGUUCAGAGGGGUUUUUAUUCCUUAACUUUCCAAGACAGCUGUGGUUCCAGUCAUGGUCGACCACCAAGGAGCCACUACGCUUCACCCCUGGCCCUCCUUGGAAUACAUCAGAUGACCUGUGUGCACAAGGCAGGGAGAGCGGGCCAAGGGCAAGUUGAAAGUGGCCAUAUGAUAUCUUCUGUUGCAAAGUACAGGAUAGGACAGCUGUACACCAUCAGCAAGCACAGCCACGAGCAGAGCGACAAGGGCGAGGGGGUGGAAGUGGUUAAGAAUGAACCCCACGAAGAUCCCGUGCAUGGGAAAGGCCAGUUCACCGAGAAGAGGGUCCAUUUGUCCAGCAAACUCCCUAGCUGGGCUAGGGCCGUGGUACCGCGAAUAUUUUAUAUAACAGAAAAGGCCUGGAAUUACUAUCCUUAUACAAUCACAGAAUACACAUGCUCCUUUUUGCCUAAAUUCUCCAUUUACAUUGAGACAAAAUAUGAAGACAACAAUGGAUGCAACGAUAACAUUUUUGACUCUGACAAAAACCACAUGGAUCACGAGGUGUGUUUUCUCGACAUUGCCUACGAUGAAAUCCCAGACCGUUACUACAAGAGUUCAGAGGACCUUAGGUAUUUUGCUUCAGUGAAGACAGGCCGGGGUCCUCUGAAGGAGGGUUGGAGGGACGAGCCCUCGCCUGUAAUGUGCUCGUAUAAACUCGUGACUGUCAAAUUUGAAGUCUGGGGCCUUCAAACAAGAGUGGAGCAGUUCGUGCAGAAGGUCAUCAGGGACAUUCUAUUAAUAGGGCAUCGGCAAGCGUUUGCCUGGGUGGAUGAGUGGUGUGAUAUGACGAUGGACGAAGUUCGAGAAUAUGAAAAACAAACUCAGGAAGCUACGAAUGAGAAGAUUGGAAUCAUGGCCCCCACCAUCUCCAUCAGCGAGGCUGCCCAGCCUCCGGCCACACGCAGCGCUCCUGCCAGUGCGCCCUCCACACCGCUGAGCGGCGACCCACCAGACUUCCUCAGUGUUCCAAAGGACAGACCGCGGAAGAAGUCUGCCCCGGAAAUGCUGACCUUGCCAGAGCUUCGAGAGCGCUCGGCAAACAAGUAAAGCCGGCUCCGUUGUGGGAGGCAGCACUUUUUGUGACAUUUUGGUUGUUGAAUUUAUCUAAUGCUACUUAACUGAAAAAAAGCCAUCUGUUAAGGGAUUCUUUAAAGCUUUAGCCUGUAAAGAUUCUGUGCAAUGAUCUUUACAACAGCAAGCUUGCAUUAAUACUGACUGGCCAUAAGAUUAGCAUUCUUAAUUUGUGAUGGGGAUUGGGAUGAGGCUGUGUUUAAUGCUAUUGCUGUAUUUUACUACACUUUCUUUAUCAUUCCUUAUUAGGACUUUUAGGCUGACUCAGGACUUAGUGUUAGCAUGACUGAUAGUAUGCACUGUCAUAUUAAAGCACUUCUGUGACAUAUUUACAAAGGUUUUAAUCUAAAUGUCAUUGCUAAAAAGAGGGAAGAUGGGUGGAGUGAACCAAAGUCAAACAGAUUCAAUUGGCUUGCAAGCGUAACGUAGAAUAGAUAAGGACUAGUUUAAAUGGGGUUGGUAUCAUCCCAUGACUCCAGUUCAGCGUGCAGCGAUAAUUUUUUUUUCUAAAUUAGGCAUUGAAUAUUUUCAGAGUACUUACAGUGAAGCAGCUACAUUGCUGAAGUUUCCAGCAAGUUUCCGCUUUUAUGACGUACAGUCUCUCCCUCAACACGUCUUUACAAAAAGCCUGCAUAAUGUCCCAACAGUUGAGGGGGUUUCUCUAACAACGUAUCUUUCCUUUCUCCUACCUCCAAACCCUAUAUAUCCCUCCUCUCCCACAUUAUUCCUCCUUGCAAACUACAGUUGCGUUCAAAUAAAGACUCGUUCCGUCGUUUCUUCCUGGACUUCCAGAACUCCCUCUGUGUACUCUCAGCAUCUAAUUCAGGCAUCCACCAACUAAAACCAAAUUCCUCACCAUGUCACGCACCAUCAGGGUUCUUCUGUUGAGGAGUGCAUAGUUUACAGGAUGACCUCCAGCAGCUCACCACGACAACUUCAACAGUGCCUUCAGAACCCUGUGACCUCUACCAGCUGGGAGGACAAGGGCUACUGGCACAUGAGAAGAUCACCACCUCCAAUUUACCCUCCAAGUCACAUGCCAUCCAGGUUUGGACAUGUAUCAUUCCUUCAUUGUUACUGCGUCUAAACCCUGAAGCUCUCUCCCAACCAAUUCUCUGGGCCUUCAGAAUGCAGCGGUUCCAGAAGACUGCUCAUACCACCUUCUCAAGAUUUUUUUUCUUUAUCUAUAUGGCCUUAAUUUAUCUGGUCAUUUUGUCUUUUCACAACAUGGUUGUUUCACCUCAGAUUCUUAAGCAGAGGCAAUUUCAAUACUUCCCAUUCUACGAGGGCAGUUGGUCACUGCUUCCAAUCACGACUUCUGCUUGCUAUGUUGAAAAUUCUCAAAUUUGAACUUCUUAAAAAAAUAUUUUCAACCUUGUUUAUUAUACCAUCAGGUUUGAUAAACUAUCAUCAAAACCGUUUUGAAGCAACAGGAAACUGCAUUUUUAUCACAUUCUUUAUGACCUGAUGAUGUCCCCAAAGAUCUUUAUUUCUGUAGCCUCACAUGAAUUAAUGAUGCCACUGUACAAUCUGGCAUAUUGAUCACCUCAGGAUUGACUAUUAACACACAACUUUAACAAAUUAACAAAGGAUGCGUUUGUGUAGAAAUAAGUUGCAGAACUAACAGCCAGAGUUGUGGACCAUUGCUCCAGAGGCAUGAGUUUAAAUCCUACUGUGACAGCUGGGAAACUUAAAUUUAAGUAAUUAAAUAAAUCUGCAAUGAAAGCUGAUCUAAGUAAUAGUAACCGUGAAAUACUGGCUUGUUGUAAAAAACCCAUUUGAUUCACUGUCAGGCAAGGAAACUAGGCAUCCUUAACAUGUCUGUCCAAUAUGUGACUCCAGACCCACCAGUGUCGAUGACUCUUAACUACAUCGUCACUUCAGGAGCAAUUAGGGAUGGACAAUAAAUGCUGGCAUUUCCAGUAACACUGACAUCCAUGAAUGAAUGGAGAAGAGUUGGUGGUAAUCCUAACUGAAUUGAGACCAUUGCUUUGUAGCUCGUCAGUAUGAAGUAUGGACUAGAUUUGUAUUAUACUUGGGUUUCCCACUUUGACCAAAAUUGGAUAGUUUUUUUCCUGUCCCUUCCAACCCUGGGAAUCAGACUAGAGCAUUCUACUAUGUGAAGGUCAAUUUACUAAUUCUGAUUUGGAUUUCACACACUUAUUUAAGAGAUUAAGGGUAGAGGUUUGGAGAAAUAAAGAAAGAAGGAUCCUUAGAUCCAAGAAGUCUGUCAGUUGUCCUUCAAGCUGUUCCAGCCACCAAUCUUUUUCAUUUCUUUGCUGAAUGAAUUGAAAUCCCUGCUGCAUAUCCCUGCUGAAAGUUGGCAGUAAAGAUGACUAAGACGGGAGAAUAUAAGUUCAGUUACGCUGACCUAUUGGCAGUCCAUUUUUAAAACAUAAGAAAUAGAAGCAGGGUUAAGCCAUUCAUCACCUGGUGCCUGCUCCUCUGUUCAGUAAGAUCGUGGCUGAUCUUUCAACAUUUUCCUCCACUCCCUUAAUAUCUAAAAAUCUAUCGACCGCUGCCAUAAAUAUGCUCAAUGUCUCAGCCUCCAUAGCCCUCUUGGAUAGAGAACAAAUAUUUACUAUCCUCUGGCUGAAGCAACUUCUUCUCAUCUCUGUCCUGAAUAGUUAACAGCUUAAUUGGAGACUGUGAGCCUUGACUAUGGACACCCCAGCCAAGAAAAACUUCAAACCCCCAACUACCCUGUCAAAUCCUGUAAGAAUUUGGUGUCAUUCUCCCUUACAUUUUAGAAGUUAAGAAUUCCCCUCCCCCCAAAAAUUGAAGUAGAUCAAGCAUUGGUUGUUCUGAGUCCUUGGAUUGUGCUCGUUCUCAUUUAACAGAUGUGAUGUCAGAGCAGUGCAAGUGUGCUAGACACUGGUGCUUCAAGCACGUCCUCAGGAUCUUCCAGUCACGUGACAUCCCUUUCAAUGCAGCUCUUGAGUCAUAGUUCGGAUAUCAGUUGUGGGCAUCAGCAGAUAGGGAUGGUGACUAUGGUUUACUCCGCCCUCCCUGACGUUACUGGACUCUUCAUCAUGCCUUUCUGGUUCAAAGGCCUUCAGUCAUGGGAAGGCCUAUAACUGUAUCAGCGUGACGACUUACACUGUCUCCAAUAAACCACUCAGAUUUCACACUUAGGUGCCCAGGAAAUUCUCCUGCCUCAUCAUCAUCAAGGAACUUGACUGAAGUUACCAUUAGUUGUACUGUAGCCUUCGUUUGUGUGGCUUUCUUUGCUAAUGUGAGAAGCAAUUAAUUUGAAUUUCCCCACACAGUUGAUUCCCAACUUCAGUGUGGGGAAGCAGCCAAAUGGUGACUGAAGACCUCUGAUGUAUGAGAAGGGUGACCCACAAUUUGGGGCAUUCCUACAAACCACGAGGCAGCAUUGUUAAAACUUGGAGCAGGACAUUAUACUGCCAUCUGGAGAGUAACCCAAGGGAAUAAAAAUAAUCAUUUGUUUCUUAAAAGAAACUUUAUAAUUCUGGCUUGACUGCCACGUUUCAUUAAAUAAAUAAAAGCAAAUCAAGAAUGUUGCUUCUGGCAAUGGUAUGGAAAAGGCAGUCAAACGAAAGGAUCACGUGGCCAUAAUGUUAUGGGCCACCAGCACUAAGUUAUUGUCAGCAGCCAAAAGCUAUAGUGGAACUCCAGCUAUUAAUUUACCUGGGUCGAUACGACUUGAAGGAAAUGCCAUGGCAACCAGGAAAUUUUUUUUUUGUUCUGUUCUUUAUUUCCAUGUUCUUGUGACUGCUGUUUAAUUGGAGUGACUCAUUUUGAAAUGCAGCUGUGCUAUUUCUACACGAGACAGAUUGUACAAAUAACGGCACUAUGUACACUUGCUACCUUCUGCACAGAGGCUGCAUAACCCAUUGAAAUCACCAUGCAAGGCUGAGUUAACAAUGUGUAUAUAAGGAAAUAUAAUGCAACCAGUUGUGAAUGGCCUUCAUAUGAGUGUCAAUUGCAGUAGCUGUAAAUAGUACAGAAGAUGUAUAAUUUUAGUUUAAUGCAUUGAUAACACAGGAAGUAAAGAGAAUGUCUUAGCUUUAUACGUAGUAAUUGUUGUCCAUGGUGGUAUAUGAAUAUAUUGCUACAUAUUAAUGGUUCUGGGAUUUGAACUCUAGGGAUUAAGUUAUAGUUAGGCUUCAUGAGUGUACUGAAGAGUAAGGGUUUGCUUAUAUUCAUUAAGACCAUUGUGUAGUUACAUUUUUGAAUAAUAAAAGAUGUAU